Molecule: messenger RNA, 1087 nt
Organism: Ostrea edulis (European flat oyster)
Lineage: Eukaryota; Metazoa; Mollusca; Bivalvia; Ostreida; Ostreidae
Exons: 2
Coding region: 73-957 (294 amino acids)
Source: RefSeq, a predicted model, not a curated record
UUAUAAAGUUUUCGUAUACAUGUUGCUUUCAUGACAAUUUCAUUACUUUGCAUGUGUUUUUUGUAGACGAAAAUGUUGGCUCUUGCUGUUUUGGGAAUCGUCUGUGGUCUUUCUUCUGCCACUUACCCUGGGUAUUAUCCUCAGAACGGAUACCAGACUGGUUUCUCUGGAUUCAGGCAACCAGGAUCGUCAAGUUUCCUCUAUUCUCCUUUCUCCAGUGGAUUUGGUUCUACAGGGGGUUUGAACACUGGGUUCGGUACCGGUUUUGGUACUGGUUUAAACAACGGCGCUUUGGGAGGACUUUCUGGUUUUGGAGGAAACACUGGAUUUGGAUCCUCCUAUCCUGUAACCUACGGGGUUGGUUUUCCUGGGAGUAACGUAGGUGGCUUAGGAGCCGCUGGACUCGGUGGCAUAGGAGCCACUGGACUCGGGAGCGUACUAGGCGCUGGACUCGGGGGAGUAGGAACCACUGGAUAUGGCUUAGGAACCACUGGAUUCGGUCUAGGAACCACUGGAUUUAAUGGUCUUGGAUUAUCUGGAUUUGGUAGACCCACCGGAUAUAACUAUGGAACUUAUCCCUCUUUCACAGGCGGACAAGGAUUUGGUGGAGCUGGUGGAUUCGGACCUACUGGUGGAUUCGGUGGAUUAGGAUCUACUGGUGGAUUUGGACCUUCUGGUGGAUUCGGACCUUCUGGUGGAUUCGGUGGAUUAGGAUCUACUGUUGGAUUCGGACCUUCUACUGGAUUCGGACCUACUGGUGGAUUCGGUGGAUUAGGAUCUACUGGUGGAUUCGGACCUUCUGGUGGAUUCGGUGGAUUAGGAUCUACUGUUGGAUUCGGACCUACCGGUGGAUUCGGACCUUCUGCUGGAUUCGGACCUUCUGGUGGAGUUGGCAGUACCUUAGGAUACCCUAGUUACCCAAAUCAUUAUGGCAAACGUAGCAAAAAAGUAUACUAAGGAAUCGCUCUAAUGAAUGUGGGAUAACAACAGACACCAACAUCUGCUUAUUUGUUUUUUUAAUACAUGUAUAUUGCAAUUAAUAAUUCUGAUUUGUCAUUUAUCAUAUCUUUGACAACAUAUGUCCUCA